AUGUCGUCAGGCUAAAAGUAGCCGUCACGCUCAGCGGCCGAGUGUUUACAGCCCAAAUAUACUCACUUUAGAGCAGCAGAAAUCCAUCCUGUUAAACUGAAUUACACAAAAUGACUACUAAAAAGAAGCGAACGCCUAUUGUGAAUAAUGACAGCUGGGUUGUCAUUGCCGCAGACUCUGCCAUCGACACACAGAAGCCCGACAGUGACCCAGCUUUUGUGAGACUGAGAAAUCCCUUUACAGAUGCGGCAUCUCUAUAUAUGCUCAGUAGUGGCGAUGUUCAGCUGUUUGAGGUCAAAGCAUUUGAGGAAGAUUUCCACUCCUGGUUUGUUGGACAGAUAGUACAGAGAGAUGGGAGACUUCUCUUUGUGACACCAAUGGAUCCUCUCUAUCUAAUUUUGCCUUAUUUGAUUAAAUCUGGCAAAGAGGGGAAGUUCCAGCCUGUGGAUCAGGUUGUUAUGGAUGAAGAAUUCCCAGCUUGCUCAAGGCUGCUGAGCUGCAAACGUUCCCUGGCCUCCCUGCACCACAUUGCAGAGGAAAAAGAGGUGGGAGCAGUAAAGUUCCAUCGAUACAGUCAAGAGAAGACGAUGAAUUGGCUAAAGAAAAAGGUGGAGAAGACUGCCACUGUGCUGAAAGCGAGGAAUAUCUCCGUGGGAGAAGGCGUCAAAUCCACAACAUACGUCAGAGUGAAGUCAGAGUCGCAUUACUGCGAGGAGGACUAUCUGCGCUAUGCUCACGGGCUGAUAUCAGAGUACAUCAGUGAAGACCUCAGCAAAGCUCUCCUCAAACACCUUCAGUUACCAGAGCUCAAAAGCCCAACCGAGACAGAACCCCCCUCCAAGAAGCGGAAACUUUCAGACAAACCGGUGGAGGCCGGAGAGGACUACACCAAAUUCAACAGUGCAGACUUUGCGCGGAAACCACCCAAGAAGAUGACUGCUGCUCAGAAAUCUCUCGCUAAAGUGGACAAGACUGGCAUGAAGACGAUGUCGUCCUUCUUCAGCCCCAAGGUCAAAAAAGAAAAUCAGUGAAUGUUGUAUAGUUUCUGGUUUUGUAUAUGAAACAUUUGUAAUAAAGAAAAGAAAAUGUG
Molecule: messenger RNA, 1090 nt
Organism: Plectropomus leopardus (leopard coralgrouper)
Lineage: Eukaryota; Metazoa; Chordata; Actinopteri; Perciformes; Serranidae
Gene: rnaseh2b
Product: ribonuclease H2, subunit B
Biological process (GO): RNA catabolic process
Cellular component (GO): ribonuclease H2 complex; nucleoplasm
Source: RefSeq, a predicted model, not a curated record